This is a messenger RNA of Notothenia coriiceps (black rockcod), 1132 nucleotides long. It is a transcript of the gene tnfaip8l2b, whose product is annotated as tumor necrosis factor, alpha-induced protein 8-like 2b. NCBI's taxonomy places the organism in Eukaryota, Metazoa, Chordata, Actinopteri, Perciformes, Nototheniidae. The record is from RefSeq and is a predicted model, not a curated record. Gene Ontology annotation, cellular component: cytoplasm. Gene Ontology annotation, biological process: regulation of apoptotic process. The transcript has 2 exons. Bases 55 to 615 code for a protein of 186 amino acids.
CCUCUCAACAGGCACAAUUGAAAAUGUGUGUCUCUUCCUUCCCUCUAGACAACCAUGGACCACUUCAGCUCCAAGGACAUGGCGUUGAGCGCGCAGAAGAAGAUCCUCAGCCGCAUGGCCACCAAGAGCUCGGUCCAGAUGUUCAUCGACGACACCACGAGCGAGAUCCUGGACGAACUGUACCGCGUCUCCAAAGUCUACUCGGGGAACAAGUCGGAGGCGCAGAAGGUCAUCAAAGACCUGGUGAAGAUCGCCGUGAAGAUCGGUUUGCUGUUCAGGAACAACCGCUUCAGCACGGAGGAGCUGGGGAUCGCCACGGAUUUCAAGAAGAAGCUGCACCAGGGGGCCAUGACGGCUAUCAGCUUCUACGAGGUGGAUUUCACCUUCGAUAACGGGGUGAUGUCAGAACUCCUGACCAGCUGCAGGGAUCUGUUGUUGAAGCUGGUCAACAGCCACCUCACCCCCAAAUCCCACAACCGCAUCAACCACGUGUUCAACCAUUACUCCGACCCCGAGCUCCUGACCAAACUGUACGACCCCAGCGGCACCUUCAGACCCAACCUCACGAAGAUCUGCAAAGGACUCGACAAACUCAUGGAGGACGGGACAAUAUGACGUCAAAACAAAACAAAAAAACAAUCAAAUGUCACACAGACACUGGGAGAUCAACAGACUCACAUGAGACUCAGAACUGUUGGACACAUUUUGGUCUUACUGCUGCUGAGGAAUGGCAACGUAAAACAAGUGAUUUGAGAACAAAUGACGCGCCAUCGUUCUCGAAGAACAUGCGGGAUGAGGAUGAUUGACUCAUUCCUCAAGUGUUCUGUGUUCAGAGGUGAUAUACUGUUUAAUUGUGAUGUAUACUUAGACAAAAUAACUUGAACAUAAACUAGUUUAUACUGUAUCGGCUGUUUUUAUUAGAUAAUGAAAUGUCAUUAGAUGCUUGAUAUUUGAGACCUUGAAAUGUUUCUUUGAGAACUACUGAUGUUGGGUAUUCAGGAGAGAUGUUAGCAGCUGGAAAUAUUGCAUGGAGAGGACAGACAGGGAACAAUGCCACUGUAAUACAACACUGCCAUCUGGUGGUGAAGACGCCGCUUCAUUGUACUGUAUUUCCCAAAGCUUCCGGAAGCCA